Molecule: messenger RNA, 918 nt
Organism: Paraglomus occultum
Lineage: Eukaryota; Fungi; Glomeromycota; Glomeromycetes; Paraglomerales; Paraglomeraceae
Source: the annotation of a GenBank genome assembly
AUGCAUAAUUCCAACACCUUUCCUUCCUUUCCCCUUAUUCUUUUUACUCUUCUCACCUUCCCAAUUUUUUCUAAUUCGCAAAUCUCUCAUUUUGAUUAUUCUAAUCCGGGACCGCGUGUUGAUCAUUGCGCAUUCGUCUACGGGAAUAGUUUUUACGUCUUCGGUGGUACGGGCAAUGGUAACCACUCCUACUUCAGCUACAUCAAUACGCCCUUCAAUACAACAAACCCCACAUGGAAUUAUCUGCCAGUAACUAACGCUACAAACGUCAAUCGACCAGCAUGUUCCGUUACGUCAAAAGGUAUUUUAUACGUAACCGGCGACGCAGCAGACUCAAGCGAUGAUAAUUAUGCUGGAGUUCAAUCGUUUGAUUUAACAAAAGGCACUUCGGGUACUUGGUAUACACCGCUAAACACUGAUAAUAAACUUCAACAUUUGCCACGUGGUCAUAAGUCUAUUGUCGUACAAAUGUCAGCGGGUGGAGAAGUAUUGUUUAUAUUUGGAGGGUCGAAUCAUACGUUUAUUCUAUAUUCAGAUAGUUCAAUGCCGGAGAAUAUACCUAAAACAGAGUAUGCUCCGCCGGAAUAUAUGGACAAAUUCGCCCUAACUUCCUCUAAAGAUAACAUUUAUAUCAUUUGUAAUCGCAAUUGCACUAAAGAGUCUGACAGGAACCUGUGGGCAUUUAACAUUCCAAAGAGAGAAUGGUUUACGCCGAUUGCCUUCGUAGACAUUCCAGUGGAAGCCCAUGUUGAGUAUGCGGGGAAACGUAACGAUACGAUUUAUUUGAUCGAUUCGUGUCAUUCGAAAAUGUGGAGAUGGAAUUUGGUGAAUAAUAAUAGUACAAAAACUCUUCCUGAGGCUGGCCUUCGGACCUUUGGUUAUGCGUUUGCACAGUUGCCCGGCAGCGACGUUUUUAUU